CUUCUUUGGUGCUCCAGCUCGGGCCAUUUGGAGAUGGUUGCCCUUCUCCACAAGCGCGGUGCCGAUCCCAACAUUCAAGAUACGCAGGGCUACAACUGCCUUCAUAUUGCUGUGCAGGCCGACAAAGCCAUGGUCGUGCUCUUCCUGCUCUCGACGGGCAUCGACGUCAACUGCCCAGACGCGGGCGGACACACGCCACUGAUGUGGGCAACCUACCGGAACACAUCGAUGGACUGCAUCUCCGUACUCAUCGCCUGGGGUGCUGAGCUCAACAUGCAGGACGAUCAAGGACACACGGCAUUGCACUGGGCGGUAGGUACUGGUGCC
This is a messenger RNA of Polychytrium aggregatum, 327 nucleotides long. Its product is annotated as ankyrin repeat protein. Gene Ontology annotation, molecular function: palmitoyltransferase activity; protein binding. NCBI's taxonomy places the organism in Eukaryota, Fungi, Chytridiomycota, Chytridiomycetes, Polychytriales. The annotation marks the transcript as partial. The record is from RefSeq and is a predicted model, not a curated record. Gene Ontology annotation, cellular component: Golgi membrane. Gene Ontology annotation, biological process: protein palmitoylation. The transcript has a single exon.